Molecule: messenger RNA, 387 nt
Organism: Benincasa hispida (wax gourd)
Lineage: Eukaryota; Viridiplantae; Streptophyta; Magnoliopsida; Cucurbitales; Cucurbitaceae
Source: RefSeq, a predicted model, not a curated record
AUGGAGGAGGUUGCAGGGGGUGCGCUGCCAGAAGAGGCCGAGAAGGAAGAGAAGAAGAGAGAGAAGCAGCUAGAAGAGGCUGAGAAGAAAGAUAAGAAGAAGAAGAAGAGCAAGGGAAAAAAGGCUGGAGAAGCGGAGUCUUCACGUCAUCGCAAGGCAAGAAAGAACAAAGAGCACAAGGAUGAUAACGAAGAUGAAGAGGCCAAAAAGGAGAGGAAGAAGAAGGAGAAAAAAGAGAGGAAGUUGCGCCGGCGUGAAAAGAGGCACCUAAGAGAAGAGGAAAAGGCAAGGCAGAGGGCUGCGAGCCCUUUGAAGGAUGGAGAAUUAACCUCCAUAAGGGAGGAUGGGGGGAAACGACGUAACUGGUGGAACUGCCACAACCGGUAG